Molecule: messenger RNA, 1314 nt
Organism: Botrytis fragariae
Lineage: Eukaryota; Fungi; Ascomycota; Leotiomycetes; Helotiales; Sclerotiniaceae
Exons: 3
Coding region: 1-1314 (437 amino acids)
Source: RefSeq, a predicted model, not a curated record
AUGACAGGACCAUCAAGACCAUCAAGACCACCAGUUCCAUUAUUCUCUGGCCCUUCAAGAAUUACUCAAUUCUCUUCUUCUCCUUCGAGUGCAUCACGAUCAAGUUUACCACCACCUCCACCAAUCAAUGUUCCUGCCCCUAUUAUUUGUUCGAGGUCAUCAUCUGUCAAUUCUUUCCCAGAGUCUCCAGUGAGAAUAUCUGGACAUGGUGCUGAUAUUUCAAUGCCGGAUGCAAAUUCUCCAAUUCUUUCUGCUGUUGCCAUGGGUAAAAGACCACAAAUUCAUGAUUCUGAUGAUGAAGAUAUGAUGGAUAUUGGGAUUAGUGAUUCCGAUAUACCGGCAAGUUUUUUUGAUGAAUUAGGCAUUGAAUCCGAUAUUGAGGACGAAAUACCAGAGUUAGUCACCCUUAGUGAUGCAAGAAUUCUUUCGGUUGAUAGAUUAAAUGAUAUUGCUCAAGAAUCUCAAAUAGAUCCACAUCCUUCGGUUGAUGAUGAACCUCAGGGUAUCGAGAUGGAAGAUAUUGAAGAUAGACCCAUACCUACUCUACAAGCACCAGAAGAUUUGGUAUUACGACAUAAGAUGAAGAAAUCAAUGGGAGGUGAUGAGAAGGAAGCUAGACCUUACAUCUAUAUUCAUUGUUUGGUUAAUUUCGAAGGUGAUUCUCGCACUACGGAUGAAUUAAAACAGAUCAUAUCGAGUUUGCAGAUUUAUAUUCGAGGAUACAGUGAAGAAAAUGAUGAACAAUCUCAAAAUUUCGCGAAUGAAGUUGAUAAUGCCAUUGAAUCUAGGGGAUCAAUGUUUCGUCCAGGACAAAGAAGAUAUGUGGAGAAAGAAUCUUGGAAAGAAAAUAUAUUGAAAUGGAUCAAGGCACUUGGGUUACGGUUGGAAUUCGAAAUCAUUCAUAGUUGUGGUAGUAAACCAUUGUCUCGUCCUCUUACCGAAGUUGGAUAUGCACAAAGUUUGGAUCGACUUGAGCAACGUCGAAAACAUAGAUCAUAUGAUUACAUUAUGGAUUUGGUGGAGGCUGUGUGCAGAGUUCAUUUUAUACAAGAGUAUAAGAAUAGGCAAUACAUUAUAUUCAAUUUGAUGGAAGCUUCGGAUGGAAUGUGUGACGAGAUAUUAUGUACGAGAUUUGCACAAGGUUAUAUUGUAAAUGAUGGAGGAUCUUCUCAUUGUGCAGCUGGAAUUAGUGUACACACUAAAAGAAGAUUAGGUGAUGAAUAUUGGUCAAAAGUAAGAAAGGAAAUAUUUACUGGAGGUGGAAUUGGAAGGAGAGAAAGGAAGUUAAUUGAUUUGAAGGAGAAUUGGGAUUAA